UGGCAACACUGUACGAGUCCUUUGGAAGUGGAAGGCCACAAGUGCGGUGUGAUCGUAGGACUGACGCCGUUUUGAUCAUCGUUUUUCAAACAAUCUCUAAUCUCCAACAUGCGAGGCGGAGUACGUGGCCGCGGCCGCCCCGGGAGACCCGGUGGAAUGUUCAAGCCGAAAGUUUUUGUCCCGCACCUUCCUUUCGACUUCUACGUUUCGGAGCAACUGUUCCAGAGGGUGAAACCAGCCCCCGAUGACAGCGCAUUGACUCAAGCUCUCCUCAAGAAGAAUCAGGAUUUAACACCGACAUCUGCAGAACAGACAGCCAUUUUGAACUUGGUCACAAAGAUCCAAGCAGUUCUUGACAACCUCACCGUGGCUCCUGGAAGCUUUGAAGCUUGUCAAAUCGAAGAGGUGCGCCAAGUUGGGUCAUUCAAGAAGGGAACCAUGAUGGUUGGAAACAAUUCUGCAGAUAUUGUUGUGAUCCUGAAGACUCUGCCAACAGGUGAAGCGGUGCAAGCAUUGGCCAACAAGGUGCUGGAAGAAGUGAAGGCUGCAGAUCCUGCAUUGAAGGUGACCCAGCAGGUGACUGAUGCCGGGUUCGACCUGAAGGGCCCCGAUGGCGCAGUAGCCAAGAUCCUCAUCAGCACGGUGCCGCAGAAUUUGCGCAAACUGGAUCCGGAGCUGCACAUGAGCCAGAAGCUUCUGCAGAACCACCUGACGGCCAUCCGCCACUCACGCUGGUUCGAAGAGAACGCCCACCACUCGAGCAUCAAGGUGCUGAUCCGCAUCCUGCGAGACCUGCGCAGCCGCUUUGAGGGUUUCCAGCCACUCACCCCAUGGAUUAUCGAUCUGCUGGCCCACUAUGCCAUCAUGCACCACCCAAGCAGGCAACCACAGGCCAUCAACAUUGCCUUCAGGCGAGUGCUGCAGCUGCUGGCGGCGGGCCUGUUCCUGCCGGGGUCGGCCGGUAUCCCGGACCCCUGCGAGGGCGGCACCUUCAGGGUGCACACCAUCAUGAGCCUGGAGCAGCAGGAUCUGGUGUGCCUGACUGCGCAGAACUUGCUGCGCAUCCUGUCUCACGGGGGUUACAAGAGCGUCCUCGGCAUUGGUGGGCCGCAGAAGAUAGAGACGGAAACCACUGUGCUGGAAGGUGUGGUGAUUACGCCCCUGACCAAGGCAUACGAAAAGCUCCCAGAGAAAAAAGAGGACGAAGAGAUGGAUCAGGAGGAAGAGGACACCAUGGAAACUCAGGAGCAGCCCCAGUAAUCAGCUCACUGGCUCAGGGGUACAUUGGAUUUUGUUCAUUCUCAUUGUCUUGUGCACUUCGAAAUAAAACUCAUCUCAAAAGUC
This is a messenger RNA of Ixodes scapularis (black-legged tick), 1344 nucleotides long. Its product is annotated as interleukin enhancer-binding factor 2. The transcript is spliced from 12 exons. Bases 109 to 1260 code for a protein of 383 amino acids. Lineage: Eukaryota; Metazoa; Arthropoda; Arachnida; Ixodida; Ixodidae. The record is from RefSeq and is a predicted model, not a curated record.